CUGCAAGCGUUGGAAAAGAAAGAAGCAGCGGCGAUGCCUGUCAUGGUCGCUGCUGCAUUGGAAAUGAGGGCAGGCAGCAGCAGCAGCAGGAGCAGCGGGGAGACAGCAGGCGGACAGCGGUGGAAACAGCUGGAGCGGCAGGGGCGGUGCGGUGACUUCUCAGGGCUGCGUCAAACCAGCUGGAGAGAGACAACCAGACCGGAAUUUUAUGAGAAGGUGGCCAGAGUGAUGAACUCAGACCAGGAAAGGCCGUACCUGUGCAACGCUCCUGGCUGUUCUCAGCGAUUCCCCACGGAGGACCAUCUGAUGAUACAUCGACACAAACAUGAGAUGACCCUUAAGUUCCCCUCCAUAAAGAAUGACAACAUGUUAUCAGACCAGACGCCGACACCAACACGCUUCUUGAAGAACUGUGAAGAGGUGGGAUUGUUCAGUGAACUGGACUGCUCCAUUGAGCAGGAGUUUUGCAAGGCCCAGGAAGAAGAGGACAGUAAACAGAGCAUCUCACUGCACGGCCAGUCAGGCCAGCACCAGCAGUCCCUCUCACGGAUGGGCAACCAUGACACCAGCAUAGUGAUCCAGCAGGCCCUGCCCUCUCCUCAGUCCAGCUCCGUCAUCACUCAGGCUCCAUCCACCAACAGACAGAUAGGGCCUGUCCCUGGCUCUAUGUCCUCAUUGCUGCACCUACGAAACAGACAGAGACAGCCUCUCCCUGCCUCCAUGCCUGGCACUCUGCCAGACCCGACCAUGCCCGGCUCCUCCGCCGUGCUGAUGCCUAUGGAGAGACAAAUGUCUAUGGGCUCCAAUAUGAUGGGUAUGCAAGGACCCGCCCACAGCAACUCCUGCUCUUCCGCUCACAUUCCCUCCAUGCACUCAGAAGCCAAACUGAGGCUGAAGGCUGCACUUUCACACCACCCGGGUACCAUCUCAAACGGCAACAUGAACUCCAUGGGCCACAUGAUGGAGAUGAUGUCAUCACGGCAGGAGCAAAGCGCCCACCAUCACAUGCAGUCACACCCGCACCAGCACCUGCAAGCCCCUCCCCACGCGUACCAGCACCAAGGCCACCACCACCACAGCCAGGGCCACGGCCAAGGUGGACACCACCACCCGCAGGGACACAACCCCCAUCACAACUCCCACAAUCCCCACCUCCAUCCCGGGCACCCACACCAGACUUCACCGCACCCUUCAAUGCACUCUGCUUCACAUAUGUCACCUGCAACCCAGCAGAUGCAUCCAACGCAGACACUGCAUUCUCCGCCACCCAGCGGCGGGCGGCGCAGGCGCGUGGUGGACGAAGAUCCGGAUGAACGUCGGCGAAAGUUUCUGGAGCGGAACAGAGCAGCAGCAACAAGAUGCAGACAGAAGAGAAAAGUGUGGGUGGUAUCAUUAGAGAAGAAAGCGGAAGAGCUCACGCAGACCAACAUGCAGCUUCAGAAUGAAGUGACCAUGCUAAAGAACGAGGUGACCCAACUCAAGCAGCUUCUCCUCACACACAAGGACUGUCCCAUCACCACUAUGCAGAAAGAGUCCCAAGGUUACCUCAGUCCAGACAGCAGUCCGGCGGGCAGUCCAGCGCCAUUGUGCUCCCAGCAGCAAGUCAUUCAGCACAACACCAUCACCACCUCCACCACAACCGUAGGGGGCAGCGGUGUGCACGGGCAAACCAAUCACCGCACAGACAUUAACCCCAUCCACUAGGGACAAGAGAGACUUAUAACCCUGGCCCAAACUCCCCCUACUACCCUGCUUUCUGAGGGUUGCCAGCUGCACAUGCUGACCCCCCCUCUCCCUCCAUCAAGAAAAACCUCAAAGGCCUGUGAGGCUGUUCUUUAUACAGUAGCGACAGUAUGUAUUUUUAUAGAACAACCCUAUUAACGCAUAAAUGUUCUGCCUCUUUUGUUUUUUGUUUUUUACUAUUUGUUUGUGCUUUUAGCGAAAAGGGAGUUUCAUGCAGCAAUUCAGUUACUUUUUCUGUUGUGUAUUGGUACAAAAUGGACCACGGUGGUCAUGGAACCAGAGGACAGAGCCUCAGACUGUCAUCUCUUGAGCAGACCUUACAUCUCUGUAUGCCUGAUGGACUGAACAAUGAAUCAAAUCAUUCUCUGAACAUCACUUAUGGACAAUAUGUUGAGUGUAUGCAUUGAGCGUAUGCAACAGACACGAAGUGAUUCGCUGCCUUUGAGUUGUCUUUUGAAAACCAAGUCAAACUGUCACCAUGAUGUCUUGAUGACAGGAAUAUGCAAGCAGGUGUAAUGAUCUUUUUCUUUCCGAGAAACGUAUAUGACUGUUAAACUUUUCCCUGUCAGUGGUAUUCUUAAAGAGUGUCAUAAAAUACAGCCCGACAGUGAAAACAGGAUCAAAUGGAAGCAAUACAUCGUAGUAUUGAUCAUCUUCUCUACUGUAUGUCCACAUUAUGAUCAGCAUGGCCAAGCCACUCUGGUCCAGAGGACAUACGAUGCUGUUACAGCUACAGAACUGUACACUGUGAUACCAGUGAGGCAGCUCGGGGGUUAAAACUAACUCCUCCGCUCUCCAGGACCAACUGAAGCUUUAAUAAUUGAGGCCUCUUGUGUGUUUGUGCAUCUGGAUUUUAGGAUCCAUAGUUUUGAGUAUGCAUGUGAAUUAUGUAUUUGUCGUUCUUUCCUCUACAGAACAAAGUUCAGCAGAUGUGUAAAGAAAGAAUGACGGGAAAAAAUGUGUGAGAAAGUGACUGAGAGCAUGAUUUUUCUUUUUUGUUUGACUGGCAUCUCACAGCCGGCAAAAGGAGCAGAUUAUGCCUGUGCUUUCCAAAAUGUCACAAUGUGCCUGAAUCUUUCUUGAAAUCCUUCGUUGGCUUUCUGUAGACAGCUAAUCUUUUUUUCUUCAAACAAUCAAAAGCAUUUCAUUCUCAGUGUUUUAUUAAUGAGUUCUCUCUGUUAUUAGCUUUGUCGUGGAUGUCUGCUGCAUGUAAGCGCAAAACCAGCUGAUCAAGGAGAAAAAAUACCCGCUUUCCAUUUGACCUCUGACUUCUUCAUCAAUUUCUCUUCCUCUCUUUCUCAGGCCUCCUCUGCACAGGGGUGGAUGUACUAAUAGUUACUUCUUUUUUUAAAUUUUAAAUCUCCUUUCCAGCCUUGAAACUUCACGCCUUCUAAUGUUGACCACAACUCCUCUCCUCUCUUUCCUAUGACCAGGAAUGUCGACUCAUUAGCAUGAUGACCAUAAUGCACUGUGUUUUACAGUAGGAUGGAUGAAAUACAUUCCACUGACAGGUGGAGCGAUCGCAGAGCUGUCUAUGCACUUUGUCCUCUGUCAUGCCAGAGGGUAGAAUAGCCAUAUUAAAGUCCGAGUAUUUCUCAGUGAUCCCCCCCUCACCCCCCCUUUUCACACACCAGCGAGAAACCUAACUGUGUUUGGCUUCAUGGAGAGACUGUGCCUGGCAUGCGUCACAUGUCUGUAGAUAAAAGAAGGGAACCUAGAGCUCGUAUUGUAGGACGGGGCUCAAUUAAGGAACCUGCAGCCUUUUUAUUCUGGAAAAAAAAAAAAAGAUGAAGGAUGUGAAUUGAAAAUAUUUAUCCUCAUUAUAGGUUACAUUCAAUUCAGUUUUGUUGAAGCAUUCAGACCGUUUGUGUCAUGUGUUAACCCUGGAGUCUGUGUGUGCAGUUCGAUGUGCGUGUCGAUUAAACAGAGAGAUUCUCUUGAAAGGGCUUUGUCGUACGAACCCUUUGAACUGAAGCGCGCCUUAUUUUAGGUUGUUUUUUAAACCAUACUUAAGACUGUUAGACCAUUCCAAAAUGAACCUCUUGCAUGUGAAAAUUAUGGUAAUGACUUCAAAAUACUUUCAACUGGAAUCAUUUGGAUGAUGUUGCUAUUUUAGAGUUAGAUAUGAAAGUCUCUAGUUUCAUUUUUGAAAGACAUUUGUUACUGCAGAGGCAGACAAAAAAAAAAA
Molecule: messenger RNA, 3931 nt
Organism: Cottoperca gobio
Lineage: Eukaryota; Metazoa; Chordata; Actinopteri; Perciformes; Bovichtidae
Gene: creb5b
Product: cAMP responsive element binding protein 5b
Exons: 11
Coding region: 34-1704 (556 amino acids)
Biological process (GO): regulation of DNA-templated transcription
Molecular function (GO): DNA-binding transcription factor activity; DNA binding
Source: RefSeq, a predicted model, not a curated record